AUAGUAUAAAAAAAAAUGGAGGAAGAGAAGCAGUAGUAGCUAGUUGCAGUACCACAUGUUGCAAGAGGCGUGAAGACAACAACAAUCACCGCACCAAAUGGCAAAUGCCAAUGGUAUAUCGAAACAUGGACUUAGUUGUUGGACAACCAGAGAGAUUUUUGGGUUCUUUUGACUGAAUCACACCUGCUCUUCCCCUCCUGUCUCUCCAUCUCUCUCUCUCUUCUCUGCUCUUCUUCAAGCUUUAACCCCAACUCAACAGAACACCUGUUUCUCCUCUCAGCCUUUCAUCCAUCAUUCUCAGCUGGCCAUACCAGAAAACAAACACAACUAAGCUUUGAAUAGAAAAUGGUUAGUCCAUUCAAAGACCACCAAUCUCACUCUCCAUCUUACACUCACUCCUUCAUCAAGAAAAUCUUACCUUAUUUCAUCUAUGUCAUACUUCCCAUUGCUGUAAUCCGCCUCUACCUUUACUCCCCCACUCUCCCUCAAUCCUCCACAGUUCACUAUCACCUCCCUCAACCCUCCACAGUUCAUCACCUCCCUCACUCCACCACCCCCAUUUCCAUAACCACUCCAUCUUCUUCUUCUUCUUCUUCCUCUUCACAUGAAGAAGAAGAGAAGAAACCAGAAGCUAAAGAAACUCAAUGUGACUACACAGAUGGGAACUGGGUCCCUGACAAAAUGGGUCCUUUGUACAAUGGCACAACCUGUGGGACAAUUAAGGAAGGCCAGAAUUGCAUCACCCAUGGGAGAUCAGAUUUGGGUUAUCUCUACUGGAAAUGGAAACCCAAGCAGUGCCCUUUACCAAGGUUUGAACCCAACACUUUUCUCCAUCUCCUUAGAAACAAGCACAUAGCUUUUGUCGGUGACUCCAUGGCCAGGAACCAAUUGGAGUCCCUUCUUUGCAUGCUAGCCACUGCCUCUCCUCCCAAACUUGUUUACACUGAGGGUGAGGACAACAAGUUUAGGAGGUGGAACUUUGCUUCUCACAAUGUCAAUGUGUCAGUGUAUUGGUCACCCUUUCUUGUUAAAGGUGUUGAGAAAUCAAAAUCAGGGCCUGAUCACAAUGAAUUGUAUUUGGAUCAAGUUGAUGAGAGGUGGGCAGCUGAUAUGGGUAAGAUGGACAUGGUUGUGUUAUCAGUUGGGCAUUGGUUUUUGCAUCCUGCUGUGUAUUUUGAGGGUGGUUCAGCUCUUGGGUGUCAUUUCUGUCCUGGUCUGAAUCACACUGAGAUUGGCUUCUAUGAUGUUCUGAGAAAGGCCGUAAGGACUACCCUAAAGACCAUAACUGAAAGGAGAGGGACUAGUGAGAAUGGGAUCAAUGUAAUUGUGACUACAUUUUCACCAGCUCAUUUUGAAGGUGAGUGGGACAAGGCUGGGGCUUGUCCCAAGACCAAGCCUUACAACAAGGGAGAGAAAAAUCUUGAAGGAAUGGAUGCUGAGAUGAGGCAAGUUGAGGUGGAAGAAGUGGAAGCUGCUAAGGUGAAUGGUAAAGGGUUUUCAGGGUUUAAGGUUGAAGAAUUGGAUGUGAGCUAUUUGUCAUUGAUGAGGCCAGAUGGGCACCCUGGGCCUUAUAUGAACCCAUUUCCAUUUUUUAAUGGGGUGAAAGAGAGGGUGCAAAAUGAUUGUGUACAUUGGUGUUUGCCUGGGGCUAUUGACACAUGGAAUGAGAUAUUGCUGGAGAUCAUGAAGAAAUGGAAUCGGGGUUGAUUAUUGAGAGGUAUGUGAGUUAUUACAGGACCAGAUUGGUGGCUUCUUUUUAAUGUUGCUCUAAAUUUGGGUGGUGGUGGUUGAUCCGGACAAAGCCAAAAGAUGAGGUAGGCAAAAUUGAAUUGGCUGGUUUUGUUUGGGCUCUGCUGUAACUGAAGGAAACAAAGAAGAUUGAGAAUUUGGUGCAGAAAUUUUGAGGGAGAUUUAAAUUAAGGGUGCCUUUGUAAUCAUUAUGCUUGGAAGGUAGUUUCCAUGGAUGUUGGUCUAUGGGAAGUGUACAAAUGAAUUCAAUUGCAAGAGGUGGUAUAGAAUCGUUAUAGAUAAUUGGCAGUUUCUGUGUUUUGUUUCAGAAUCUAUAGCUUGCCACGUUUUUACAAAUUUCCGGCCUUCAAAAUCAACUGUUUCCCUUGAGGGAUUUGUGUGAAUGUGAAUUUGUAUCGUUAUAUCUUUUUCUUCAA
Rosa rugosa (rugosa rose) is the source of this 2165-nucleotide messenger RNA. Its product is annotated as xyloglucan O-acetyltransferase 1. The coding region runs from base 346 to 1707 and encodes 453 amino acids. Lineage: Eukaryota; Viridiplantae; Streptophyta; Magnoliopsida; Rosales; Rosaceae. Gene Ontology annotation, molecular function: O-acetyltransferase activity. The transcript has 2 exons. Gene Ontology annotation, cellular component: Golgi apparatus. The record is from RefSeq and is a predicted model, not a curated record.